Molecule: messenger RNA, 1458 nt
Organism: Colletes gigas
Lineage: Eukaryota; Metazoa; Arthropoda; Insecta; Hymenoptera; Colletidae
Product: ABC transporter F family member 4-like
Exons: 3
Coding region: 128-967 (279 amino acids)
Source: RefSeq, a predicted model, not a curated record
UAUCAACCGGAGGACACGUAUAAGAUAUAAGGAGGCCAGCGAACGGCAGUCAGUGUUGUGCUGGAUCGUGCUUUCGAUCGUUCUCAGAGCUGUGUUUAUCUAUCAGUGAUCCCUUCAGCGAGGCGAAAUGCGGAUCUGGACGCUGUUAGUCAUAUUUCUGGUCGCCACGGUGUUCGUCUCCGAGGCGAUCGCGAAGAAGCCUGGCAAAGAAGCCGAAAGGGGUGGAUACAACAAGAAAAAGAGAGAUGUAGCGUACUCGAAGGAAGGAAAGUCGAAGGACGGCGAGGACAAGAAACUGCAAUCGAAGAAGAGGAAGAGCAGCUCGUCCGAGGGCAAGAACGAGGAGGCUUACUCGGAAAGCAACGUGGAAGCCAAGGACUCCGGGAAAGCGUACAAGUCGAAGAACAAGAAGCUGAAAGAAAAGGAGAACGUAGAACCGAACGAGAGAUCGAACGAGGCGGCCAAGGAUAAGUCGAAGAAGAAGUCCAAGUACUCGGUGGAGUCGCAGGAAGUUCAUCAGAAGAAUUCGAAGAAGGGCAAGAAGGAGAAGAAGCUGAAGGACGAGACGAAAGUCGACGAGCAGACCGAAUUGGAGAGCGAUACGAAUUCGAAGCGAAAGGUGGAAAACAAGAACGUCGAGAAGACUGAGAAAGCAACGAAAGUAGACAAGAAGAAGAAGCUUAAGGAGAAGAAAGAGGAAACCGCGUCGGAGGUCGAGGAGGAACCGGCGGAAGCGAACGCGGAGGAACCCAAAGCGAAGUCGCAGACGAAGAAGGAGAAGAAGAGGGCAGAGAAGAAUAAGCAGGAAAAAACUAGGAAGAAGAGGGCAGUGGCGCAAGAAGAAGAAGAGGUGGUGGAAGAAACCGUUUUGAACGGACAGGAAGCCGAGGCGGAGCAGGAAGAAGGGAAAGCAAGUUGCCAUAAAGCUCAGAAAGAAAAGGCCACGGAGGAUUGCGACGAAGCGUGAAUUUUGAAUGUUUGAUAUCCACGAACGACGUAUCUUGUCAUUUCAUCAAUACGAUUAUAUCGAAAUCAUGAUUUUUUAAGUUAAGUAUAUCUGAGUUGAUAUAAUAUCUAUUAAGAUUUACGCAAUCAAUUCUUUGCGGGGAGUCAAUUAAGAGGAUUAAUUGGAUACCGCGCUUCUAUUAAAUUCUAUUCAUUUAAUCUUUAUCUACAUCGAAUCGUGAACGUAAACGGAGCGUCUCGAUGUGUUUUUUUUAUUUACAAAUAAGAUUUUGCGACGAUCAAUCGUUGUCAGAUCUUGGCGCUGCGAGCCUUUCGUCUUUCGUUGUCGCCGGGGGUUGUACUAAACAAACAAAAUAACAUGAACGUACCGUGUCGUUAGCCUGUGAAAUGUACAUAUAUUUCGAAGAAUAAAUAUAUUUUUUAAGUAAGCUUAAUCGUUUUUAAGGCGAUUCAAGCAUUCUUUGGUUAUUGAUUUAAUUUGGGUUACUGGGA